Molecule: messenger RNA, 1152 nt
Organism: Ipomoea nil (Japanese morning glory)
Lineage: Eukaryota; Viridiplantae; Streptophyta; Magnoliopsida; Solanales; Convolvulaceae
Product: probable ATP synthase 24 kDa subunit, mitochondrial
Exons: 7
Coding region: 90-818 (242 amino acids)
Biological process (GO): pollen development
Source: RefSeq, a predicted model, not a curated record
UACUAGGUCAGAAAGGGCAAAGGAAAGUGUUUCAGCUCCGACGCAGAGAGUGAUAGACGACGAUCCUAAGCAGCUUUCGUUCUUUCGCAAUGGCUUUCGCUUCUCGAUUCCUUUCCAGAUCUAGCCGUCAGUUAUGUAGUAGCCAGAUCAUCACGCGGCCAGAUAGUGCCAUUCCAAUUCGUUCCUUUGCCAAAGGAGCUGGUGCUCCAGCAGCACUUAAGGGCGACGAAAUGUUGAAGAAUGUCUUUCUUGAGGUCAAGAAGAAAUUUGAGACUGCAAUUGGGGUCCUCCGAAAGGAGAAGAUCACCAUAGAUCCUGAAGACACUGCUGCUGUGACUCAAUAUGCCAAAGUCAUGAAGACUGUAAGGGAAAAGGCAAAUCUCCAAUCAGAGUCUGAAAAGAUCAAAGAAGCUAUUGAUACACAAACAAAUGAGAUUCCAGAUGCUCGGACUUAUCUGUUGACACUGAAAGAGAUAAGGAUUAAGAGUGGCCUUCCUGAUGAGCAUGGCAUUGAGGAAAAGAUGAUGAAUGCUUUGGAUAAGGUAGAGAAAGAACUCAAGAAGCCACUACUGAGGAAUGACAAAAAGGGAAUCGCACUCCUCACAGCAGAGUUCGAUAAGAUCAACCAGAAAAUUGGCAUCAGCCGAGAAAACCUGCCCAAGUAUGAAGAACAAUUGGAAAUGAAGGUUGCUAAAGCUCAAUUAGAAGAAUUGAAAAAGGAUGCCCUUGAGGCAAUGGAAACUCAGAAGAAGAGGGAGGAGUUCAAUGAUGAGGAAAUGCCUGAAGUGAAGUCUUUGGACAUUAGAAACUUUCUCUAAGAACAUUUGGUGGAAGACUUUUUCUUUGUGCUUUUCUUUCACCUUGGCAUAAUGAGUUCACAAGUGACCUCUGCUACAUUUGAAACAAUACCAUCCUGCUGAUAUGUUUUCAGGCGCUGGAUUUUUUUUUAUUUUUUUAAAAUAAAAGUAAUGACCAGGGAAUUAAAUGCUAUAUGUGUUUUAGUCCAGAGAAGAGAAUAUGCUUAUAUGCUGCCUGCAUUUGGUCAGUGGUUUUGUAAUUGAAAUGCAAUUUAACCUUUUGAUGCUACGAAAUUUCAAUCAAUUAUGGUGUGUCAGAUAGGGAAACUUGUCAUUCAGAAUUCUGUUUUGUGUA